Cuscuta campestris is the source of this 1362-nucleotide messenger RNA. The record is from the annotation of a GenBank genome assembly. NCBI's taxonomy places the organism in Eukaryota, Viridiplantae, Streptophyta, Magnoliopsida, Solanales, Convolvulaceae.
CGGCUCCAAAACUAUACGACAAUAAUUACAAUUAUAUUGAACGAGAAAUAAUUAGUUCCUUUUUCAAUAUUAUUUCGACAUAAAAAUGGCUAGCCGCAGUUCGAGUUCCGGCAGCUCGCCGGCAAUGGCCGCCACCACUUUGGCAAUAAUAACAAAGCUCUUCAUCAUCAUCUUCUUCUUCUCGGGAUCUGCAGAGGCUCAGCUAAGUGCAACGUUUUACUCAAACACAUGCUCCAAUGUGUCUGCAAUUGUGAGUAGUGUGAUUCAACAGGCCUCCCAGAACGAUCCCCGCAUCGGCGCCAGCCUCAUUCGUCUCCAUUUCCACGACUGCUUCGUCAAUGGAUGUGAUGGGUCGCUUUUGUUAGACAACAACGGAACGACAAUUGUGAGCGAGAAAGACGCUGCUCCAAACGCCAACUCCGCGAGGGGUUUUGAUGUCAUGGACAACAUUAAGUCCGCGGUUGAGAGCGCUUGCCCGGGCGUCGUCUCAUGCGCCGAUAUCCUUGCACUUGCUUCCCAAGCCGCAGUCUCUAUGGCUGGGGGUCCAACGUGGAAUGUGUUGUUAGGGAGAAGAGACAGUAGAAAUGCAAACCAAGCAUUAGCUAACACUGCAAUUCCAGCUCCCUUUGAUGGCUUGACAAACAUUACCUCUAAGUUUUCUAACGUUGGAUUGAACGUUAAUGAUCUUGUAGCUUUAUCUGGUGCACAUACAUUUGGACGUGCGAGGUGUGCCACGUUCAGCAGUAGACUAUACAACUUCAGCAACACAGGCCAACCCGACCCGACCCUAAACGCGACGUACUUAGCCACGUUGCAGCAGACUUGCCCGCAAAACGGGCCUGGGUCCACGGUCACCAACCUCGACCCGACGACUCCGGACGGGUUCGACAACAACUAUUUCUCCAACUUGCAGAGCAACAACGGGCUCCUCCAGUCCGACCAAGAGUUGUUUUCGACGUCAGGGGCGGCGACAGUGGCACUGGUCAACACGUUCAGUUCGAACCAAACAACAUUCUUUCAGAACUUUGCCCAGUCCAUGAUUAAAAUGGGAAAUAUUAGCCCUUUGACCGGGUCAAAUGGGGAGAUUAGGUCAAAUUGUAGGAGACCCAAUUGAUGAUGAAAAUAAUGUCACACCCACCCUCUGUUUGUCUUUGCCUCUUCAAAUAAAGCUGCCUUUACCAUACAAAAUGCCCAUGGUUAAGGCAUUACUAAAUACACAUUUUAUUGAUAUUUAAGUGAUCAUUUGAUUUGUAAUAUUUCAAAAGUUAAAUUUUAUAUCUAUGUUUUAUAGAUUUCACUUUUGAUAGGUCAUAAAUGUCAUAAUAGCUAGCUAAAUAUGAGUAAGAAAAGUAUUACAAAAUA